Messenger RNA from Mollisia scopiformis, 414 nucleotides. RefSeq lists its product as uncharacterized. Lineage: Eukaryota; Fungi; Ascomycota; Leotiomycetes; Helotiales; Mollisiaceae. The annotation marks the transcript as partial. The record is from RefSeq and is a predicted model, not a curated record. The transcript has a single exon.
CUCGCAGAUCAGUGGCGCCAGCUCGUGCUUAGGCCGCUUUUGAAGCUGGGAGGGAAUGACACAUAUCCAUCAUAUGUCAUGAUCAUAGAUGCCUUGGACGAAUGUGACGAUAUAAACGACAUGCGAAUCAUUCUACAACUACUAGCUCAAGCUCGAUCACUAAAGAUCCGGCUGCGGGUGCUGAUCACAAGCAGAUCAGAGGUUCCAAUCCGAACCGGGUUCUGCAAGAUAUCAGAUGCUGAGCACCAUGCCUUCAUCCUUCACGACAUGGAAACGGCCAUUGUGGACCAUGACAUCUUCGUCUUUCUAGAGCACCAUAUUGGAUUAAUUGGACAAGAAUGGUGUCUUGGAGCUAGCUGGCCGAGCGAGCAAGCUCUUAGACGGCUAGUUAUAGAGUUUGAACAUUCACACUAG